Molecule: messenger RNA, 1585 nt
Organism: Phragmites australis (common reed)
Lineage: Eukaryota; Viridiplantae; Streptophyta; Magnoliopsida; Poales; Poaceae
Exons: 2
Coding region: 228-1496 (422 amino acids)
Biological process (GO): mRNA cis splicing, via spliceosome; peptidyl-serine phosphorylation; peptidyl-threonine phosphorylation
Molecular function (GO): ATP binding; protein serine/threonine kinase activity
Source: RefSeq, a predicted model, not a curated record
UCUACCCAGACGCCAACCCUUUCCUCGCUUUCCGCGGUCCCGUCCUCUUGGUUUGGUUCACUCCGAUUGAGAUCGAGCCACCGCCCGCCGGCCGAAGAUCAAUCGCCGGCCGGAAUCUCCUCUGCAGGUUCGGUUCCGAUCCCCUUCUCCCGCUGAUAUAUUAAUCCACUCGAUCGGCUCGGAUCGUCCUUAAGUUACCCUAACCCUCCUCCCCCGUCGCCAUUGCCAUGGCCGGCGGCGGAGAGCGCUCCCCGUCGCCGCCCUCGGUCGCCUCCCCCGCCAAGCGCCGCCGCUCCCCUGAUGACGACCAGCCCGACACCUCCCAGAAGCGCCGCAAGGAUGACGGUUUGCACAUUGAGAGAAAUGUUCUUCAUGACAACUGGGAUGAUGCAGUGGGGUACUACAAUUACCGGUUCGGGGAAUUGCUGCAUGGCCGUUAUGAAAUCACAGCAGCGCUUGGGAAUGGUGUGUUCUCAAAAGUCGUGCGGGCAAGAGAUCUUAAAGCUGGGAAAGAUGAUCCCGAAAAGGCUGCUAUUAAAAUUGUUCGCAACAAUGACACGAUGUACAAGGCUGGUAAGCAAGAGGUUUCAAUAUUGGGAAAACUUGCAAGUGCGGACCGCGGCGACAAGCGCCACUGUGUGCAGUUUAUUUCCAGUUUCAGGUACCGGAACCAUCUUUGCUUAGUUUUUGAAUCUCUCAGUAUGAAUCUUCGUGAGUUACUGAAGAAAUUUGGUCGUAAUAUCGGGCUUAAACUGACUGCGGUGAGGGCAUAUUCAAAGCAGCUUUUCAUCGCCCUGAAGCACUUGAAGAACUGCAAAAUUUUGCACUGUGAUAUAAAGCUGGACAAUAUCCUGGUGAACGAAGCUAAGAAUGUGCUGAAGCUAUGUGAUUUUGGCAACGCUAUGCUUGCUGGAAUGAAUGAGGUUACACCUUAUCUUGUCAGCCGUUUCUAUCGGGCACCCGAGAUUAUUCUUGGGUUGCGCUAUGACCACCCGUUGGACAUGUGGUCAGUUGGCUGCUGUCUAUAUGAGCUUUACACCGGAGAAAUCUUAUUCCCCGGAAAAUCAAACAAUGAUAUGCUUCGGCGUCAUAUGGAGUUGAAGGGCCCCUUCCCUAAGAAGAUGCUUCGAAAGGGUGCCUUUACGAUGCAACACUUCGACCGAUAUCUGAAUUUUCAUGCUACUGAGGAGGAUCCGGUGACAAAAAAGGUUGUGAGAAGGUUAAUUUUGAACAUUAAACCAAAGGGCAUUUGUUCUUUGUUUCCAAACUUUCCUGGAGAGGAUCACAAAAUGCUAUCCAAUUUUAAAGAUCUUAUUGAUAAAAUAUUUGUUUUAAAUCCAGAAAAGAGGAUAACAGUAGAACAAGCACUUAGCCAUCCUUUUAUCACUGCUAUGAGAUCAGAGUACGUGGAUGAAGCAUGGAACUUAUGGAAGAAAUGGCUAUCUGCAGACCUUUCUGCGUGCACUUAUGAUUUGGAUAUGUUCUGUUGUUUGUAAGACAACGAGCCAGUUGGCAUUCCAUUUACAUUCUUUCCUGUGGAUUUACAAGAUACACAUUUGGAUCAUCUUUAAUUGUCGCUUAUCAU